Molecule: messenger RNA, 778 nt
Organism: Heterobasidion irregulare TC 32-1
Lineage: Eukaryota; Fungi; Basidiomycota; Agaricomycetes; Russulales; Bondarzewiaceae
Exons: 3
Coding region: 117-710 (197 amino acids)
Source: RefSeq, a predicted model, not a curated record
AGCCGAAGCAGCCACCCUCGGCUCGCAGGCAAUCCAUCGCGUCAGGCAGCAAGGUCAAAGCUUCCAGGGUCGCUCCAACCAAACGCCACAACUUUUCCUCCUCAAAAGGAGCAGUGAUGCCACUUGACUUCAUGCCUCAACACGACGAGCAGGAAGAGAUGGGCGACCUACGCGUCUACGACUCGGACUUUUCUGAAGACUCCACCCCAGACGCAUCGUCCGACGAAGAUAUUCCAACCCCACUUAUUCCCCUCAACCCGGAGAUCCAGGCGCUCAUCCCGCCAGAGACGGGCUACCCCCCGCGCAUGACCACCGAUCUCAAGUGGGUCUGUCCGGUGGGCGGCUGCAUGUACAGCAUCGAUCUCAUGCGCCUGACCGACGAGAACGUCCGGCCGCUGCCCCGCAAGCACGUCGUCUUCAUGCGGAGCAAGCGAUGGGUGCUGGGCGACUCGCGGGUGCAGACGUGCUUCUACGACAUGGUGAGCCCUCACUAUGAGUGGCAUAUAAACGAGAAUGGCGUGCGACGCGUGAAGGCGACGAAGGAGUACCCGUAUGAAUUCAAGUGGAUCAAUCCAAGGCUGCACAAGCCGUGGCCGCCUUUGGAGUGGGUGAACAGGGUUUCAGCGAGAAGGGACGAUGAUCUGGAGGAGGAGAGUUCGCAGGUGCGGGUUAAAAAGGAGGUGCUUGAUUUAAACGCCUCUGCAAUUUAGACUGCUUUCUUCAUGUCUGUACUGUAACGUCGUGAUGUUGUACCCCCUGAUAUCAGCAAUGGUGAACU